AUGUCACCCCCAGACGUCUUCGGCAGCAGAUUGCUGCGAGAUAUACACCUAUACAACAUGCCGCUCGCGCCCGCUCUCCUUCAGUUAUCCCAGAAACACUGGGAGCCUGGUCGAGCCCUGCUGGAUCGACUACCUCCCGUUUGCAACCUUCAGGUGCGCACAUUGAUGCGUUUGUCUGCCUCGCCUGCACCCACCAAUCCGUUCGCUUCGCUUGCGCGCCCACGACCAUCUGCCUCGCCAGCGCGCCAGCGUCCAUCUGCCUCGCCUGCAUCUGCUAAUCCAUUCGCUUUUCCCGCACGCCCUUUCCCCGCACGCCCACGUUUGUCUGCCUCAUCAGCACCCCUGCAUCUGUCUGCCUCAGCUGCGCACUUGCGCCCAUUUCCUUCCCCUGUUCCCUUGCGUGCGCUACCAUCGCCUGCGCGCCUGCGUCCGUUCACGUCGCCUGCUCGCCGCCCGAAUCCGGUCACUUCCCCUGCUCGCCGCCCGAAUCCGGUCACUUCCCCUGCACGCCGUGCAAAUAUGUUUGCGUCACCUGCACGCCCAUGCUUGUCUGCCUCGCCUGGGCCCACUCGUCCGUUCACUGUGCCUCAGGCUGCGCACCCGUGUCCAUCUAUCUUGCCUACACAUCAGUCCGCCUCGCCUCCGCGCCCACGUCCGUUGGCGUCACCUGUGUGCCCACGUCUGUCUGGCUUGGAAGUCGAGACCGAGGAGACGAGCGAGGAAGUCGGCUCAGAAGUUGAGACCGAGGAGAUGAGUGCGGAAGUCGAGACCGAGGAGAUGAGUGCACCAGGCCACCGCAUGAGAACACCUGAGACCCAGGAUGUUAUAGGUUUAUGGUGUGCGAUGACUGGCCGCGAAAGGCCCGGUCUUGAUUUCAGUGGGGCCGACGAGGAUUAUGCAGACACAGAGCUAUUCGACUUCAUUGAUGAUCUCGUACGUCCAUAG
Molecule: messenger RNA, 945 nt
Organism: Fomitopsis serialis
Lineage: Eukaryota; Fungi; Basidiomycota; Agaricomycetes; Polyporales; Fomitopsidaceae
Exons: 3
Coding region: 1-945 (314 amino acids)
Source: RefSeq, a predicted model, not a curated record